Messenger RNA from Nymphalis io (European peacock), 1983 nucleotides. Its product is annotated as coiled-coil domain-containing protein 149. The transcript has 7 exons. The record is from RefSeq and is a predicted model, not a curated record. The coding region runs from base 91 to 1434 and encodes 447 amino acids. NCBI's taxonomy places the organism in Eukaryota, Metazoa, Arthropoda, Insecta, Lepidoptera, Nymphalidae.
AUUAAGAGUAUUAAGAUAAAACAUAAUUUUGUUAAAAUUGAACACAACAUAGAUCAAAACAUAAAUAAAAAAAAAUAUUAUUAAUUUAUAAUGUCUAGUAAAAUUUUCGCUAAAGUAAAUAAAGUUCAGUUUCAAGAUCAACAGUUAGACGACUAUGUUCUCGAGAAUUCUGUUAUCAAAAGUAAACUUCAAAGUAAAAUUGAUGCCCUCUCUAUUAUGACCAAAGAAUUGGAUAAAUGUAGUAUGGAAAGGGAUAGAUAUAAAUUGCUAGUUGAACAAUUGAAGUGCAAGAAAAGUGUUCAAGAAAAUUCAAACGGUCACGACAGAUUUGCACCAACUAAUACAAUAAGUGGCAGUGAAAUUUUGGCAAAAACAAAAGAGCAGAACAACAUGCUUAAGCUCGAGGUUGAAACACUGCAAAGCAAAUUAGAAGAGGCCAAUGGUGAUAUAUUGGCAUUAAGGAAACAAAUGCAAAAGGGACGAAGUUUUGAUGAGCAAAAUGAAUAUAAGGCCUUUUCCACGUCUAAAACGGAUUAUGAACAAUUGGUCCAAGAAUUGGAAAAAAUUAAAAAGAAGUAUCAGCAAAUACAACUUGAUUAUAGAGCUACGUUAGAUGAGAAAGAGGAGCUUGUAUCAGAUCGUGAUUACUACAAGAAUAAGGUUCAACGUUUGAAUCAGCAAAUAAGCUACAUUUUAUCUAAUAGAGUAAAGAUGCAAACAGACGAACAGGACAGUCCUAAACAAAUUGUUGAUAUUGAUGCAUUGAUAACUGAAAAUAAAUAUUUACAUGAAAGAAUAACGCAGUUGCAGGUCGAAAAAGAAAUUGUCAAAAGAACAUUAACUAAGUACAAGUUUCUGCUUGACAAUAGGAGUAAAAACGAACCGUUUAAUAUUAAAAAGGGAUUUGCAGAUGUAAUAACCCAAAAGCAAGUGCGAGAACUUUUGGAUAUAAACUCGAAGACAGGUUUAAAACGAACCUCGGCUGCAGAGCUCAAGUCCUUGUGUUUGGGACUAUUUGAAGCUUUAAAUGACAAAUCGAUUGCCCUCCAACAUCAAAGGAAAACUAAUCAAAUAUUAGCCAACAGGAUAACAGACUUGGAGAAAACUUUAGAGAAUUGGUGUAAUGGCCAAAAGUGUGUACCAAUUUUCCCAUCUCAAAUGUUAAUGGAAGAGUUUUUUAAUGAUUCGGGAUCAGUAAAAUCCGAUGAAUCCAAAGAUAAAUCCGAAAAGGAAAUAUAUGAAAAUAAUUAUAUUAACAAGAUCAAAUAUACAGAUAGUGACGAUGAGUUAAACAAAAGCAAAGAAGAUUUAUCUAGAUCGAAUUAUGAAAACGGGAGUGGAGAUCACAGAAGUUUAUCUUCAAAAAUAGUUCUGCCCCAAGAAUUAGAAGAUUUAGUUAAGGAAGCCCUCGCAGCAAUGAAAUCCGUACAGUGAUCUUUUAAAAAUAUGUUGGCAUUUUUCUGAUUUACGAGGUAUUUUAAUGAUAAACAAUUUGUUGGACUACUAUAUCAUGAAGAAAAUAUAACAUAUAUCAAAAUUAAAUAUACUAACUGUAGAAAUGGUAUUCAUGUUUCAAAUUUAAUAUUGUUACAAAUAAAAAAAUGAUGUCCGACAACAUGGAUAUCUAAUCGUUUUGUAGGUUCAAAUCCAAGAAAGCACUGCUGUGGAAUAAGCUACAAUCCUUCUAAACUGAAGAGUAGGCUAUCCCAGUUAGUCAUUUACUGGCUGUCACUUAUACUUAAGAUAAUAAGGUUAUUAAAAACCUAGGUAAAAGUUCACAAUUUGAAAAUUUUUUAGUCAUUUUUAUUAUAUGUUUGAAUAGUUAUUAAAUAUUUAAUAGGUACUGCACUUAUCACCAAAGAAUUAUUAUCAAAUGAAAACUAUUCUAGUCUACGUCUUUAUAAAAUAUAUCAUAUAUUUAUAAAAUCAAUUACAUAAAUUUAUGAAUAAUAUAUAUAAUUAUUAUACAUAUGAUAUACAUAA